Molecule: messenger RNA, 4500 nt
Organism: Anneissia japonica
Lineage: Eukaryota; Metazoa; Echinodermata; Crinoidea; Comatulida; Comatulidae
Product: dnaJ homolog subfamily B member 12-like
Exons: 9
Coding region: 32-1147 (371 amino acids)
Biological process (GO): cellular response to misfolded protein
Cellular component (GO): endoplasmic reticulum membrane
Molecular function (GO): Hsp70 protein binding
Source: RefSeq, a predicted model, not a curated record
CCAUAAAUUAUUCCGUCAUAGAGCAAUCAACAUGAAUAAGGAGCAAAGUGAAAUUUGCUUACAAAGAUCUAAAAAUUACAUUAAAGAUGGUGAAUAUGAACGAGCAAGAAGAUUCCUCCUUAAAGCUGAAAAGCUCUAUGAAUCAGAUGAGGCGAAACUUUUGCUGGCACAACUCGAUGAACUAAUACGGAGGGCUGAAGAAAAUGCACAAAGUAAAAACACCACAGAAACGGCAGGAGAAACGCCGACAAGUGAAAACAACACACAAGAUUCAAAUACUAGGCAAAGACAAAGGAUGUUCUCAGGUGAUAAGAAAUAUACAAAAGAACAAGUAGAGGCAGUGAACAGGUUAAAAAAAUGUAGCAAUUUUUAUGAGAUACUUGGAGUAGAAAAAAAUGCAGAAGAAAUGGAAAUCAAGAAAGCGUAUCGAAAAUUAGCAUUACAGUUUCAUCCUGAUAAAAACCAUGCACCUGGUGCCAGUGAAGCAUUUAAAGCAAUUGGUAAAGCAUUUAAUGUUCUCCGGGAUCCAGAGAAACGAAAAAGAUAUGACGUGCAUGGCGAUGAGUCACAGCAAUCUACAAGAACACGCCGCUCACAUAAUGGAUUUUACUACGAUGCAAGGGGGUUUGAUGAUGAUUUUUCACCAGAUGAUUUGUUCAAUAUGUUUUUUGGGGGAGGUUUUCCAAAUGGCAAUGUACGAGUGUAUUCCAAUGGUAGACAUUAUGAACGUCAUACAAGGCGAAAUGGUCAAUCAGGUACACAGUAUGGUAUUAUCACACAAGUUUUACCAAUUCUGGUGUUAGUUUUUAUGUCUUUGUUAUCUGCCAACUUUCUCAAUGACAGCCCAUAUAGUCUAUCAAGGCAUGGUCCAUACACAAUGAGACGUAAGACAGGGAAUUUGGAUGUUAUUUACUAUGUUAAGGAGGAUUUUGCCAAGACAUAUUCUGGCCGUAUUCACCAUGUGGAGAACAGUGUUGAAGAGCACUACCUUCAGAAUCUACGAACCGCAUGUAUACGAGAGCGCUCUCAUAAGGAAGGGUUAAUGUCAAAAGCAAGAUAUUUUGGAGAUAGGAAACUUUAUGAACAAGCCCAAGGAUUGACAAUGCCUAGUUGUACGAAAUACAAUUCUCUUAUUGAAAGUAGAUAAUAGAGUUAGCAAGAAAGGCAUGAAAGACGGUCAUCGUACAGCAAUCUUCUCGAGGAUGACCUCUUCUUGUGUUCACCUGCUAAAUUUUAUUGCUGGCUUUUAACAAAAUUAUUCUGUUUUAUUUAAUUUAAACAUAUCGAGCUUAUCAGUCUGUGGUUGGCUGAUGUUCAGCGAGUAGCUUAAUGUGGGUUUUGUUCCCUGGCUAUCAAGAUUUACUGUACACAAAAACUGCAUUGCGCGACUGCUAUAUAAAAGAAAGUUUUGGCAAUAUUCUCGCUAUAGAAAAAGUCCACAUAAAUAGGUUACUCAGUAGCGGAUUCAAGGAGGGGGAGGGGACCCAGCUGGAACAGGCCCCCCAAAAUAUUUGAAAAUUUGAGAAAAAAAAUAAAAUGAAGUCUGAGAGUGCCAUUUCCGGGUGCCAUAAUCGUAAAUUUUCUUACCUCAGCCCCAACCAUGGUGGCGCUGAAGUGGUCCCUCCCUGGGCCUGCUCUACAGUAUUUAAAAUUCUUGGAUCCGCCACUAUUACUAACCCUAGUAUUAUUAAACUCCGCUCACACUAUCAAUUUUAAAUGGGUAUAUCUUGCCCAUAUAUGGGUAAAUCAUGCCCAUAUAUGGGGUAAUCACAGCACCUUGGUAGUGUGGACAGAUUAUUAGCAUUUUGACCCGUUUGUAUAACUUUUUAAAUGGGCCUUUCCUCUGAGCUAAAAUUCCACGACAGUGAAAACAUAUACGACUAUGAACAUGUGUUUCUGGGACAUGUGCAUAUUCCUGGCCCCAUUCUGAUUGGUCAGUAGUUGCGUUUGAUUAACACUCCCGAUAGGUCUAUUAUAAUUGUGUAUUGGGUAUUCAUACCAUUCUGUGUAAAUGAAGAGUGCAUUGAUUUUCCUAUUUUUUCAUAUAUUAAAAUUUGAUUUGAUAUAUUAUAGUAGCUGUAAGUGUAUAUAUUAUGUGAGGAUAGAUGAGUAACAGUAAAUGUUGGUAUGAAAUAUGAAAUUAAUUAUGAAUGUUUUUAUUAUAAUAUUAAAAUUGAUUGGUUAAGAAUCAUGUGAGUAGGAGUGGGUGGAGAAUUGUUUCAAUAUUUGAUCCUUAUAAAUUAUUCUUAUCAAAAAUGGUUUUGUGUCUGCUCCCGAGUUAGCAUUGCAGUAAUAUACUCAUUUAUCUAUGCUUGUAUUCUGUAAAAAAUUGUACAUGUUUUGUUAUAGACAAUUUUUUUUAAUGUUUCAAAUUUAUCUUAAAUAUUCUUAUUUUUAAUGUCUUAGAUUCUUAAUAUUUGAUGUGUAUUGCCAGGCUAAUUUCAAAUUAUAACAUACAUUAAAUAUUAAAACCUUAAUUUAGCAAAGCAAUAGUACUCAUAUUGAGGGAGGCGGAAUCUUUCUGUCCAACACAACGUUUCUAUCUUCUCUUCAGGGGGUGACCCCUCUGUCCUACAUGGAUAUUCUCUCUGCUAUUGACAAAUCCAAUUAGGAAACAGCGCUCUCUAUUGGUGCCGACAUCAGUGAGGACCUCCUUGGGCCCCUCCUCCCUAUGUUUUUCCUUUUGUUACCUAAACUCUAUAUACUACUAACUGUUUAUUUAUUUAUUUAAUGUUUAAUUUCUUGUUGGUGUUGACAUGGAUGGUCCAUAAGAGAUAUGUUUAAUUUUAAAUUUCUUUAAUUACAGUUUGCAGUUUUACUUAAUAUCAAUGUUGUAUGAGAGUACCAUAGCUUGAAUUGAGACAUUUCUUCUGAACAAAAAAAGAAAUUAAACAAGACGUGUCAUUGAAAAUAUUAUAUGCUUAACAUUAGUAUAUUUAUGACCAGUGCAAUCAUUCUUUUUAAAAAAAAAUUCUGUGUUAACUAACAUGUAUAUAAAAAUAAAGGUAGUGCUUGAUGAGUUUUAGGUACUAGAUGUCUUUUAAGCAGGUAUAGAUAAACAUAUCCUGCAUACACUACAGUUAUGUGUCAAACUCAAAAGUUUGAUCAGAUUUUGAUGAAGGUGCACAACAUACAUUAUAAAGCUCUGUGUACACUAUCAAAUUUUAUGAGACAACUUUCAUGUGCCCAUAUAUGGGCAUGAUUAUGUCAUAUUUAGGCCUAUACCCAGGUAUGAACAUGUCACAUUUAUUUGUCACAUUAAAUUUGAGGUUGUGGAUGGAACUUUAAAUUUGUGUGUCAGAUUUAUUAGAACAUGUGUUUGAUCAUUAUAUUUUGUCUGAGAAAAAAAAGUUUGCUGACUCAACAAAAAUGUUACAAUUUAUUAAUUCUGUAUUUUAAAAAUGUAUUACAGUAUAUUGUUUUUAUUUACAGAAAUACUACUUUAUGCUGUGGGUAUAGUUCCACUUACGCAGUUGUAGAAAUAGUUACUGUACCUUGUUCUGUAUCUCUCUGACCCAUGAUAUCAGUCUAACCGUCAUAGAAUUUGGGUGUAAAAAAGUAUAACAAAAAUGAAAUGCUGCUCAAUGGCAACUAGCAUAUGCCUAACAUAAUAGUGGAGGUUUCUUCUUUUGACUUUUAUUGUAUGGUUCAUUUAUCUUUUUAGGAUAUUGAUAUGUUUUCAAAAUAAUAAUCUACAAAAAGUGUAAUUAUCUGCCAUCUAGCAGUGUUGCAGGUUUAAAAACUUAUGCUUCAGCACCAACUUUUAACUUCAUUUGGAGCUAUCAAAUUCCUAUUAUACCGGUAUAAGAUUUUUAGCAAAAUAAUUCUUCAUAUAGAAAAUUUAUGUCCUUUCAAAUAGCUCUCUUUGAGUGACUGAUGCAUCUCUAAACCUGAAAUUAUUUUGUGUUUAAAAAAAAAUAGGCAGUGUAAAUAAUUAACCUUCAGAAUAUAGUGUAAAGCCGGACAUACACUGUCAGAUUUUAUCAGACCAUGUUUCAUCAGACUUUGAUGGAUAAAAAGGGGGAUGGGUGGGGUAGGGCGUGAGUGGUAAUCGAGGACCUAAUAUCUAAAGGGAAUGGAACCUAUGGUCAAGCAAGCAUGGUUUUAGGCAAGCUGCAGAGUUUUAGCAAUCUUAAUCUCUUAUCUAAAUGAUCUCACACUUAGUGAUUUAUUGGCUCCUGCCAGGAGGAGGGGUUCUGUAACUGUCUAUUGUCUAUUCUGAAUUUGACACACGCAUCUGACAGUGCAUGUCCUGUUUAAAACUCAAGUGGUGGCGAGUUAUUUUAGAUUUUUGUAACAUUAAACAAUGAAGAUAUCUAUUUAAUUGAUUAAUUAGGUGUUUAUAAUGAAUGUGAAAAUAAAUGGUACACAGUUCAAGAUAUUUAAUGAUAUGUCACCUAUAUGUAGUUUAAGUUAGUGUAUUAUAUUUGUCUGUACAAUGAUUUAUAUCAAAGUUUUUGGCAAGGAUUAUUAAAUCAGAUCAGCUCUGGGAGCAAUAGA